Molecule: messenger RNA, 2099 nt
Organism: Alligator sinensis (Chinese alligator)
Lineage: Eukaryota; Metazoa; Chordata; Crocodylia; Alligatoridae
Exons: 8
Coding region: 216-1100 (294 amino acids)
Source: RefSeq, a predicted model, not a curated record
CCUGCCCCAGGCCGCCCCCACAGCCCGGAGCCGGAGCCGGAGCCGGGAGGAGGAGGAGCGACCUUCCCGCCUGGCCCGGCCUUAACCCGCGCCGCGCUGCAGUCGGACACGGCGCGGGGCACUGCGGAGGAGGAGCCAGGACACUGCUGAAAGACCCUGUGUGGGAGGAGUGGAAGAGCAAGAUCGCAGGUCCAAGUUGGGGUGAGGCAGAGAAGAUGGCUGCUGAGCUGGCGCCAGCCAUGGGCUUCCCCUUCCCAGCGCUGCCCCAGGUUCUGGUCAAGGAGGAGGAGCAGGACCCAGCUGGCCCUGAGCCAGAGGUGGAAACUGAGAGUGAAGGGAAAGCCUCUUGUGCUGUUCAGGCUGGGACAGGCAGAGCAUCCCUGAGAUGUGUGACACCACAACAGGUCAAGGAGGAGCCACUGGAGGAGCCCAUCCAGCGCUGGCAGGUCACGGUGCACAGGCAGGUCGAGUACAUGGCUGUGGACAUGGAGGGACCUGGGACCUUGAGGGAACCUCUCUGCUCUCGGCUGGGGCAGUCACAACCUCAUCAUGGGCAUAUGCCACUGGAGGAGGCAGGAUGGGGACCCCAGGAGGAACUGCCUUGUGUCCCCAAAGAGGAGCCCCCACCCUAUGAGGAGCCAGAUUACCCUGACACAGAGGAGACUUGGGACUCAUCAGCAGAUGAAAGUUCCUUGGGCUGCUUCCCCAGACGAGGCCCUUUGCUCGGGGCAGGAGGUCCCACACCAGACCUAAUCUGCCACAUCCAGCGAGGGGAGAUGAAGCGCUGGGUCCGUGAUGAUGAGGAGGCUGAAGAAAGCUUGUUGUCUGAGGACUUGUCGCAAGCAGAUGCUGAGACACUGGGCAGAGCUGAGCAGCAGCAGCCUCGUGAGGAAGGGCCUGCCAACCUGAAGCUGUUUCAGUCCAGAAACCAGCUCCUCACCCGACAGGGACAGAGAACAGCAGAGACUGAAAGGAACUUGGAAGGAUUUGAAGGGCAGAGAGACCUGAAGACCCCCAAUGGCAUGGUUCCCUGCAGGCAGGGGCUGCAUAUAUGUGGAGAACCCGGCAGGUCCCCCGCUCCCAUGGGAGAACCAGUUUAGAUGAGAUACUUAAUAAAAGGAAUAUCUGUUAAUCAGUUCUCAAUCGAUUUGUCUUAGGGAACUCCCAGGCUGCCUCUGUGGUUCAUUACUUUGCUUGUUACAUGCCAGGACAGGCCUGACUAUCGAGAAAGUCUUGGGAGGAGGGGGGAAGGGGAAGCAGGACAUUCAGCAAUUAACUUUUUAAGCAUCCAAAGGAGACCCAGCCUCUGGCUUCAAUGAUGGGAACACCUGCACAGUGACCCCCCCACCUUCAUAGUCCCAAUCCAACCUGGAUGUGACUGCAGAGGGGCUCUUGUUCUAUGCACCCAGGCUUUCUCCUGUCUCCUCAAUGCCUCUGCAACCCAGCCCCAGCUGUAUGUGCUAGCCAGGAUGAACCCCAUGACUCCUGGGGCUGUGAGGUCAUGUCCUGGGUAACAGCAUCACUUGCUGUUUCCAUGGCCCCACCAGUGUUGUCAGUUAGUGCGAACGAGCCCUGGAUCUUGGUGAUUCCAGUGGAAGAGGAAGGAGCUGGGAAAUCAGUGUCCUUGGACCUUAAAAGGGGCUCUGGUCCCCAGUCCAUUCCCACAUCACAAAGAAAGAGAACCACCAUAGGGAUGCCAUGUUCAUUUUGAGGCAUGAUGAGCAGAAGCAUUAUAAACAGUAGGGCAGGAGAAAGCAGGGUGAGGAAAGCAGCAAGCACCUCAUGGUGAAGCUUUGUGGAAAGAGAUUGAAGAGCAAAACCUGCAUUAUUGGGCAUGGGGAGGUGACAACGUGGGCAUAAGCACGUCCGGGAAAGAGGCUGUAUGGGGAUGAGGAGAGGUGAGAAUCAGAACAGAGAGCAGCGAAUGCUUCCCCAGCUGUAAAUAUCCUUAAUUCUGCAAUCCAGAGUCUCACAUACUGGGAACAUGGGACCCUUGUGAGGUGUUUUGUAAGUUCCCUUUCCUCUACAAAACACCUUUCGUAGAUGAGCCUACGAACUUCACUUCAUAUGUCUACUGGGUACAGCAAAUCAUGGACUCA